AUGGAUCAGAAUCUGUUUGGUGGGGCCCCACGCUUUCUAACUCGACCUAAGGCCUUCUCACUGAGCGUGGGACGAGAUGCCUCGCUGAGCUGUACUAUCAUGGGAAACCCUGUGCUUGCUGUUACCUGGGAGAAAGACAAACUUCCUCUCUCCACAGGGGGACGUUUCAAAACAGUUGAGGAUGGUGACGUUUACCGACUCACCAUCUACGAUGUAACUCUAGAAGACAGCGGUCAGUACAUGUGUCGUGCCAAAAACAAUGUUGGAGAGGCCUAUGCAGCUGUGACACUGAAGGUGGGGUUGCCGCCAGCUGUGGUAGACCAUGCCCCAGUGUUUACCAUGAAACCUAUCUCCACCCGCGUGGGUCUGGGAGGUGACGUUACCCUCUAUUGCCGUGUGUCAGCCCAUCCAGCACCCAACUUUGACUGGGAAAAGGAUGGCCGGUACCUGGGUGAGACCAACCGCAUCAAGAUUACCUCGGACACCGAAUCCAGCUCCCUGAGGAUCCAGAGUGUUAGGAGCAUGGACAGUGGCACGUACACCUGCCGCGUGCAGAAUUCCAUUGGUCGAGUUCAGUCUGCCGCAGCUCUGGUGGUGGACCUUCAAGACACUCGUCUACUCAAUGCGGACAAGAGCACUUCCCUCCUCUCACACAUGCAAAGGCGAAAAGAAGAAAUGAGGAAGGACAUCUCUUUCUACCGCACCAUGGAAAGCUCCUCCACCUCACUUACAACCUCAUCCUCCAACAUAACAGAAGAACUAGGCAGCUUGGGGCUUGCCUGUGAUCCGGAACAGAGGGUGUCAGCCUUAGCGAGCAUGUUGCCCAAAGGUGUGUUUACCCGCACAUGUACAGUGACAGAGGGUAAACAUGCAAAGCUUAGCUGUUUCGUCACAGGCCACCCCAAACCACAGAUCAUCUGGAGUAAAGAUGGAGUCAACAUCAGUGAGGGUCGCAGACACGUUAUGUAUGAGGACCAGGCAGAGAAUUUCAUCCUCAAGGUGCUGUACUGCAAGCAGAGUGAUAAUGGCCUAUAUACAUGCAAUGCAUCCAACAUGGCUGGACAAACCUACAGCGCUGUGCUAGUGAUUGUCAAAGAGCCAAAGAUUCCAUUCAAGAGGAAGCUGCAGGACGUCGAGGUGAAGGAAAAGGAAACAGCGACUCUGCAGUGUGAAGUACCCUUGUCGAACACCCAGGCCAGCUGGUACAUGGAGGAGACUCGUCUGGAGGAAAGUGUCAAGUACCACAUGGAUGAGCAGGGCACCCUGCGUCGCCUCACUAUUCACAAUGUCACCACUAAUGACGAUGCUGUCUACAUCUGCGAGAUGAAGGAAGGCAGCCGCACUGUGGCCGAACUUACAGUACUGGGCAACAUCACUAAAAAGCUGCCUAGGAGGACAGUGGUGCCGGUUAGUGAUACUGUGAUCUUCUGUGUGGAACUUGAGCAACCAGUAAAUGAUGCAUACUGGACCAGGAAUGGGGAGAGGCUAAAGGAGGACUCCCGAAUUAUCAUUGCCCGCAUAAACAGACAGUACACCCUCACUAUUCGGGAAUGUACCACGGAGGACUCGGGCGAAGUGGCCUUCAUCGCUGGUGACUGCAAGACCUCAACUCGCUUCUCUGUCACUGCACCAAGGAAACAUCCCCCAGAUCCCCCAGUUGAGCCAACAGUGCGGAACAAGACAGAGUUCUCGAUCACAUUGUGCUGGUCCCCGCCAGACAGUGAGCGGCCUGUGCCCAUCACCGGCUACAUUGUGGAACGUAGGAAAGUGGGAGCCCAAACGUGGGUGAAAGUCACAAGUACAGUUGUGUCUAGCACCAAAUACACCAUCAGUGACAUCCAUGAGGAGGCGAGCUACCAGUUCCGUAUCUCAGCCGUCAAUGAUUUUGGUCAGAGUGCCUACUUGGAGAUCCCUGGAACGUUCUAUCUUGAGCCAACAGCAUCAGUAAAGACAGGCCUGGUGAGCUGCAGUGCACAUGCCGGAGAAGAAGCCACCUUCAUCGUGGAGCUCUCAGCCGUAUGCUCAGGCUCCUGGACUAUAAACGAACGAAUGAUCCGUAGUGGAUCUGAAUACCUGAUCACACGUUCAAAGACCACACACUCACUGGUCAUCAGGGAGGUGUCUAUGGCGCUGGAUGGAGCACAGGUCAAGUUUGUGGGUGGCGGAUCUCAGAGCGUUUGCACGCUCAAUGUGAACGCCACCCUUGCACGUUUCACCAGUAAAUCUUCUCAAGUGGAGGUGUUUACCUUCAGUGCACAUUCCUCUGCACAGAUGCAUACUGAAGUGUCCAACCCAAGUGUCCAGGUGAUCUGGAUGAAGAAUGGGAAGGAACUGAGAAUGGGUAGAAAAUAUGAAGCCACAAGUGUGGAACGCAAACGUAUACUUACAGUCCACAACGUUACCCAUGAGGACAUGGGCAUCUAUGAGUGCAUGUGUGACGGCGAUAAAAUGUCUGUUCAACUUGCCCUUAAAGAAGAACCAGCUAAGUUUAUAAGCAAGCCACGUGCUCAGCCCCAGGAGAGAGAUGCUCUGAUGGGUGACGUGGUGUUGAGCUGUGAGGUCGCUUCUCCUGGAGCUGCUGUUGUGUGGAAGAAAGAACAGAAAGAAAUAACAGAGGACAAGAGGACAACCUUUGUGUCUCAGGGGACACAAAGGAAGCUGGUCAUCAAGGGUGCCAAGCAGAGCGAUGAAGGCCACUACUCGUGUGAGACGGCAGAGGACAGGGUGACAUUCCUGGUCAAGAUAAAAGAAACUCAGGUUACUUUCACUAACAAAGACUCCUAUCAGAAGGAAGUGAAGGUUUCCACCUCCCAGAAAGCAACAUUGAGCUGCGAAAUUUCUGACACCAAGACUGAAGUAAAGUGGUUCAAGGAUGGCAAGCAGUUGAGCUCCAGUAAGAGUGUCCACAUGGAGUCAAAGGGCAAGAGCCGUCAGCUGGUGCUGGAGAAUGUGGAGAAGAAGGAUGCUGGAGAAUACACCUGUGAAGUUGGAAAUGAGAAGCUGCUCUUUAGGAUUCAGGUGGAAGACAUUCAAGCUGCCUUCUCCAACAAGGACUCUUAUCAGAAGGAAGUCAAAGUAUCAGCUUCCCAGAAAGCCACACUGAGCUGUGAAGUUUCUGACACCAAAACUGAGGUGAAAUGGUUUAAGGAUGGCAAGCAGUUGAGCUCCAGUAAGAGCGUCCACAUGGAGUCAAAGGGCAAGAACCGUCAGCUUGUGCUGGAGAAUUUGGAGAAGAAAGAUGCAGGUGAAUACACCUGUGAAGCUGGAAAUGAGAAACUGAUCUUUAAGAUUCAAGUAGCAGAAAAUCAAGCUGCUUUUACCAACAAGGAGUCCUAUCAGAAGGAAAUCAAAGUAUCAGCUUCUCAGAAAGCCACACUGAGCUGCGAAGUUUCUGAUACCAAAACUGAGGUGAAAUGGUUCAAGGGUGGCAAGCAAUUGAGCCUCAGUAAGAGUGUCCACAUGGAGUCAAGGGGCAAGACUCGUCAGCUGGUGCUGGAGAAUGUGGAGAAGAAGGAUGCUGGAGAAUACACCUGUGAAGCUGAAAAUGAGAAACUGAUCUUUAAGAUUCAGGUAGCAGAAACUCAAGCUGCUUUCACCAACAAAGACUCUUAUCAGAAGGAAGUCAAAGUAUCAGCUUCUCAGAAAGCCACACUGAGCUGCGAAGUUUCUGAUGCCAAAACUGAGGUGAAAUGGUUCAAGGAUGGCAAGCAAUUGAGCCUCAGUAAGAGCGUCCACAUGGAGUCAAGGGGCAAGACUCGUCAGCUGGUGCUGGAGAAGGUGGAGAAAAAAGAUGCUGGAGAAUACACCUGUGAAGUUGAAAAUGAGAAGCUGGUCUUCAAGAUUCUGGUGGAAGAUGUUCAAGCUGCCUUCUCCAACAAGGAUUCCUAUCAAAAGGAGGUCAAGGUAUUAGCUUCCCAGAAAGCCACACUGAGCUGUGAAGUUUCUGACAUCAAGACUGAAGUGAAAUGGCUCAAGGAUGGCAAGCAGUUGAGCUCCAGUAAGAGUGUCCACAUGGAGUCAAAGGGCAAAAGCCAUCAGCUGGUGCUGGAGAAUGUGGAGAAGAAGGAUGCUGGAGAAUACACCUGUGCGGCAGGAAACGAGAAGCUAGUAUUUAAGAUGCUGUUGGAAGAGCCCAAAGCUGCCUUCACCAACAAGGACUCCUAUCAGAAGGAAGUGAAGGUUUCAAAGUCCCAGAAAGCCACACUUAGCUGUGAAGUUUUUGACACCAAGACUGAAGUAAAAUGGUUCAAGAAUGGCAAGCAGAUGAGCUCCAGUAAGAGUGUCCACAUGGAGUCAAAGGGCAAGAGCCGUCAGCUGGUGCUGGAGAAUGUGGAGAAGAAGGAUGCUGGAGAAUACACCUGUGAAGCAGGACAUGAGAAGCUGGUCUUUAAGAUUCAAGUAGAUGAUUUUGCUCCCAAAUUCCAGAAGACAUCAUUGACAAAAGAAACUGUGGUGGUUGAGACAACAGAGCAGUUUGUUUUGAAAACUGAGGUGACUUCAGAGAGUUGUAAUGUUAAGUGGUUCAGGGAUGGAGUGGAACUGAAAGAAGGAUCCAAGUAUGAGAUGAAACAGGAAGGUCGCUCACGUUUCCUUGUCGUUAAAUCCUCCAAAUCCAUAGACAGUGGCACUUACUCUUGCCAGAUGGCUGAAGACAAGGUCGAGUUUACGGUUGAAGUCAAAGAAGUACCUUUGAAAUUUGUGGUGCCAUUACAGCCAUUGUCUGCAGUAUUAGAGAGCACCAUGACCCUUUCCUGCAGCCUCAACAAAGCCACAGGUAAUGUCCUUUGGAAGCAUAAUGGCAAGGAAAUCAAACAUGGUGGCAGGUACAACAUCCGCACCGAUGGCACCAGCUGCAUCUUGACUGUGUCUGUAGUGGCUCAGGAGGAUGAUGGGGAGUACAGCUGUGAAUGCAAAGAUGACAAGACCUCCACCAAAGUCACCACUAAAGCCCCACGCCUGGUGAGGUUCACUACCAAACUGAACAAUGUUGUUGCAAAUGAAGGCAAAGAUGCCAUCUUCAAAUGCUCCAUCACUCCAAACGAUGUGAAUGUCAGAUGGCUGCGUAAUGACAUUCCCAUAACAGCCAGUCCCAAAUUUAAGAUCGCUCACGGAGGAAGCAGUCACUCCCUCACCAUCACAGCUGUCACUCAAGAAAAUGCAGGAGUGAUCAGUAUUGAUGCUGAAGGGAAAGUUUGCAAAGCCACACUGCAAGUACAACAACUUCCUGUAACCUUCAAAAAGAAGCUUGCAGAUAUGACUGUGCAAGAGCAGGACACAGUUCGGUUGGAAGUUGAGCUCAGCAAACCUUCAACAGAUGUGAAAUGGAUGAAGAACGGUGUGGUACAACAGCCAGGAGGAAACCUGGAGAUCCAUGUGGAGGGUACCAAGCAAACUCUGGUCCUGAAGAGCGUGACAAAUGGUGACAGAGGACACUACUCCUGUGAAACCCUGGAUGACAAGACCCAGGCCAAACUGACAGUGGAGAUUAAGAAGGUCCAGGUGGUAAAAGGCCUGAAAGAGAUUAAAGUACAAGAAAAGGAGACUGUCACUAUGGAAGUGGAGCUCAGUAAGACUGACAUAGAAGGUUCCUGGAGUAAAGAUGGCAAGAAACUUAAAGCAGGACCCAAUAUUCUCAUUACAGCACUGGCAAAUAAGCAUUGCUUGACUAUGUCCCACUUGAAGAUAAGUGAUGGUGGAACUAUCACAUUCCAGGCCGAUGGUGUACAUACAACUGGCAAACUCAUUAUUACAGAGCCUGCUGUGAAGAUCCUCAAACCUCUACAAGAUAUCAGCGCUCCCGAAAAGGACAAAGUCACUUUUGAAUGUGAGGUGUCAAGAGCAAAUGCUGAUGUCAAGUGGUUUAAGGAUGAUGAGGAACUGAAACCAGGAAAGAAAUUUGGCAUCCAUUCCCAGGGCAACAAGCACAGCCUCCUGAUCCAAAAGUGUGCCCAUGAGGACCAGGGCCAGUAUAUAUGCAGAACAACAGAUGACAACACGUCAGCCAAGCUCACUGUUCAUGCCCGAGAUAUUAAGAUUGUGAAGGCUCUUCAGGAUGUAGAGGUGAUGGAGAAGGAGAGCGCAGCAUUUGUUUGUGAGGUCUCUUACGAUGAAGUAGAGGCUCAGUGGCACAAAGGAGACACCAAGCUCAAAGCCGGAGACAACAUCAAGAUGAGGCAGGAGGGAAGAACAUACAUUUUGCUUUUCAAAUCCGUGAAGGCUGAGGAUGCAGGUGAAGUCAAGUUCACGGCUGAGAAGGCGACAUCAACUGCUAAACUGAAGGUUAAAGUGGCUAGUGCUAAAGUCACGUGGUACAAGAACAAGUCGGAGAUAAAAUCCAGCAAGAAGCUCGAGAUCACCAGUGAGGACAUCUACAGGAAGCUCACCAUCACUGACGUGGACUCUGACGAUGAGGACACAUACUUGUGUGACGCCAUUGAUGAUAAGACUUCAUGUCAGCUACUAGUAGAGGAACAAGCUAUCGGUAUAGUUCGGGAGCUGAGUUCUAUGGAGGUUACGGAGCCAUUUGCUGCUCACUUUGAAGUGGAAGUCAGCGUGGAGACAGUCAAGCCAGUGAAGUGGACUCUGAAUGGGGAACAGCUGAAAGAGAGUGCAGAUAUCGAAAUGGAGAAAGAGGGGACCAUGCACCGCCUCACAUUUAAGAAGACCAAGGCCUCUAUGUCAGGCCCUGUACAGUUCACUGCCGGAAAGAGCAAAUCUACAGCCGAACUUAAAGUGAAAGAGCGUCCAAUUGAAGUACUAGAGCCACUGAAGAAUGUCACAGCCAAGGAGAAGACCUCCACCACACUGUGCUGCAAGUUCUCCACCCCACCAAAAGAAGUGUGCUGGUUUAAGGGUCAAACAGUUUUGGAGCCUUCCAACAAGUACAGCAUGAAGCAAAAGGACACCAGCGUGCAGCUGACCAUCCAGGCUCUGAGCGCAGAGGACUCUGGGGUGUAUCGCUGCCAGGUUGGAGUCUGUGAGAGCAAAGCCAACCUCAAAGUAGAAGAACGUAAAAUCCAGAUCACUAAACAUCUGGAAGAUGUAGAGGUAGAUGAAGACAGCGAUGCUUUGUUCACCUGUGAAGUUAACUAUGGUGAUGAAGAGGUCCAGUGGAUGCUUAAUGACAAGCCGCUCUUCAACAAUGAGGUCAAUGCCAUCACCCAUGCGGAUAAGACUCAUACCCUUACCCUCAAGAAUCUGCCCCCUGAGGAUGGUGGGAAGGUCUCAUUCAGCAUUAGGGAUGUAAGAGAAACAGUCUGCUUGAGUGUCAAAGAGAAGAAGGCUGUCUUCCUGAAGUUGCUGGAUGAUGUGGUGGCAGAGGUGAAAGGCGCAGUUACCCUAAAGUGUGAAGCCUCAAAGCCAAGGGUGGCCCCUGUGUGGCGCAAAGAUGGUACUGUCCUGGCAACAGGCAAAAAGUAUGAGCUCCUCCAUAAUGGCAAGUCCUUGGGACUAACUAUCCAUGACAUCACACAAGCUGACGCUGGGGAGUACAGCUGCGAUCUUGGCACGGACCUCGCCAAGUCUAAGGUCACUGUUAGAGGUGAAGCUCCUACCCUUUCCAAAGAGCUUCAAGAUGUCAGUGCUAAAGUUGGUGAAGACGCAACAUUCUCCUGUGAGCUUUCUCAAGCUGGACUGGAUGUGAAGUGGUCCAAGGAUGGCAAAUAUAUCAGGAAGAGCCAGAAAUACACAAUCAGCCAGGAGCAGACACUUGUGAAGCUAACCGUCCAUAAUGUCACUGAAAAAGACUCUGGAGAAUACAGCUGUGAAGUAACUGGUGGUCCAACCUUAAAGUCUAAACUGGAGAUCAAAGAACUUGCCAACAAAUUCAUUCGUGAGUUAAAGGAUGCCACUGCAGAAGAGAAAGGUGUUGUCUCCUUUGAAUGUGAGACUGCUCAACCUGCCUCUAAAGUCACCUGGAUGAAAGGUAUGAAAGAGAUCAAGGCAGGAGGAAGGUAUGAGCUGACACAGAAGGGAACUGUCCUCAUCCUCAUAGUGAAGGAUCUGGAGAAGAAUGACAGUGAGGUAUACACCUGUGACAUUGGCUCUACGAAUAGUACAGCAAAGUUGACGGUGAAAGUGCUACCUGCCAAGUUCAAAGAACAGUUGAAAAACCAGCAGAUUACAGAGGGAGGGAAAGUCUUACUUUCCUGUGAACUUUCAAAACCUGGCUGCCAGGUGCAAUGGAAGAAGGGAACAGAAAGUCUUAAAUCUGGAGGGAGAUAUCAGAUGACGCAGAAGGAGACCACAUUUGAGCUACAGAUCUCAGACUUAGUGGCUGAGGAUAGUGCAGAAUAUUCCUGUGAAUGUGGAGAACAGAGGACAACAGCAAACAUUGUUGUCAAUGCAUUACCAGUGGUCUUCAAGCGUGAGUUACAGAGCCAAGAGUGUGAAGAAGGAGACAGUGUUACAUUGCACUGUGAACUCUCGAAAUCUGGAGUUCCUGUUGUUUGGAAGAAAGGAAUACAAGCGAUCCAUUCUGGGGAAAAGUUCCACAUCAAGCAACUUGGACCAACUGUUGAGCUGAAGAUCACCAAUCUCAAGCCUGAGGAUGCUGGACAAUACACAUCAUUACCACUGAUCUUCAAAAGGGAACUGCAGAACCAGGAGUGUCAAGAGGGGGACAGUUUAACUCUUCAUUGUGAGCUCUCCAAACCAGGAGUUCCAGUGGUUUGGAGAAAAGGAACACAAGUGAUCCAUUCUGGAGAAAAAUACCACGUCGAGCAAGUUGGAUCUACUUUAGAGCUGAACAUCACUAAUCUCAAACCUGAGGAUGCUGGAGUCUAUAGUUGUGAUUGUGGCUUUAACAAGACUUCAUCUACCAUUAAAGUCAAUGCAUUGCCAGUGGUCUUCACACAUGAUCUACAGAACCUGGAGUGUGAUAAAGGAGGCAGUGCUACUCUGUCCUGUGUGCUUUCCAAACCUGGUGUCCCGGUGCAAUGGAAAAAAGGAAACCAGGUUAUCCAGUCUGGAGGGAGGUACAUUAUCAAGCAGACUGCCUUAAAGGUGGAGCUGAAAAUCACUGAUCUAAAAGUUGAAGAUGAAGGAGACUACACAUGUGUAUGUGGGGACAAGAAAACCACAACCAAUAUGAAGAUCAAGGUUCCUCCAGUUCAGUUUACCCAAGAACUGCUAAGCCAAGCAUGUGAUGAAGGUGGCAUUGUUACUCUCCACUGCGAACUCUCGAAACCUGAGGCUCCUGUGGAAUGGAGGAAAGGAGCACAAGUGAUCCAUUCUGGAGGAAAGUAUCUCAUCAAGCAAGUUGAGUCUACUGUUGAACUUAAGAUCAAUGAUCUCAAACCUGAAGAUGCUGGAGUCUAUGUUUGUGAUUGUGGAGACAGCAUGUCCACAGCUAAUAUCAAAGUCAAUGCAUUACCAGUGGUCUUCAAGCGUGAGCUACAGAACCAAGAAUUUCAAGAGGGGGACAGUGUUACUUUGUACUGUGAACUCUCAAAAUCUGGAGUUCCUGUGGUUUGGAGGAAAGGAACACAGAUGAUCCAUUUGGAAGGAAAGUACCUCAUAAAGCAAGUUGGGUCUACUGUUGAGCUGAAGAUCACUGAUCUCAAACCUGAAGAUGCUGGAGACUAUGUUUGUGAUUGUGGCGACAACGUGACCACCGCCAACAUCAAAGUCAGUGCAUUACCAGUGGUCUUCAAAUAUGAGCUACAGAACCAAGAGUUUCAAGGGGGGGACAGUGUUACUUUGUAUUGUGAACUCUCAAAACCUGGAGUUCCUGUGGUUUGGAGGAAAGGAACACAGAUGAUCCAUUCGGAAGGAAAGUACCUCAUAGAGCAAGUUGGGUCUACUGUUGAGCUGAAGAUCACUGAUCUCAAACCUGAAGAUGCAGGAGACUAUAUUUGUGAUUGUGGAGACAAUGUGACAACCGCCAACAUCAAGGUUAACACUCUUCCAGUCAUUUUCACGCUAGAGCUGAAGAAUCUGAACGCGGUUGAGGGAGGGAGCGUCAUCUUCCAAUGUGAGCUCUCCAAACCAGACAUUCCAGUUGAUUGGCGCAGGGCACAUCCGAUUCUUUUUAAAAUGACUCUGCACGAUCUGGAAACUGAGGCUGAGGAAAAUGCAGUUUUCAGAUGCGAACUUACCAAACCUGGAGCAAAAAUAAUUUGGAGGAACGGCAAGACUGUAAUAGAAGCAAGCACCAAAUACCAGCUCAAGCAAAAUGGGGCAGUGGCCGAGCUUAUCAUCUACAAGCUGCAGGGAAGAGACUCUGGCGAGUACUCCUGUGAGACAGAACAUGAUAGGACAUCUGCCAAACUCACCGUGAAGGAACCUAAAAUCACAAUCUUAACUGGUUUGAAGAGCUGCAUUGUCAAUGAAGGCGAGGAUGUCCAUUUUGAAUGCCUUGUCUCUCAUGACAAUGCACACAUUGUUCAGUGGACUCUUCAAGACGUCCCACUUCAGAAUAAUGAGAUGAAUGAAAUCCGAGCAGAGGGCAAAAGGCACACACUCACACUUAGAGGUGUUACUCAAAAAGACUCUGGCACAGUGUCCUUCCAUGUCGGUGCCCACACUUCUUUCGCUUGUCUUGCAGUCAAAGCAAUCCCAGUGCUAUCAUUUGCAAAGGAGUUGACAAGCCAAGAAGUCACAGAAGGGGAAGAUGCCUCAUUAUGUUGUGAGACCUCCAUCCCAGAUGACAAUGUGAAAUGGAAGAAGGGUACACAGGUCCUAUCUAAUGGAAAGAAGUAUUCCAUAAAGAGGGAUGGCACAAUCCAAACCUUGGUUGUCCAUAAGCUAUCAGUAGAGGAUGGUGGGGAGUACAUAUGUGAAGCAGGAGACAAACGAAGCAAAUUCACACUGACCGUUAAAGAAUGUGUGAAAAUCACACAAGAAUUAAAGGAUGUGACUGUGAUAAAGAAUGAGGAUGCUAUCUUCCAGUGUGAGUUGUCCCAUACUGGGGUUACGAAUGUUGAGUGGUGGCUCGGCUCCAACCAACUUCAAAACAAUGACUUGAAUCAAAUCAGCUGCCAAGGGAGAGAACACAGCCUAGUGCUGAAAAUGGUCUCAUCAGAUGAUUCAGGUGAUGUAGCCUUUGUGGUUGGCCAUGAGAAGAGCGUUGCUUACUUGGUGGUACAGGAGAAAUCCAAAGUUGUAUUUUUAGAGAAGCCUCUGGACAUAACUGCCAAAGAGGGUCAAACAGUGACCAUGUCCUGCAUGACUUCUGACUCUGAGGCCUCUGUUGAGUGGUACAGAGGUGAGGAGAGGAUAAAUGCAGGGGGCAGGUAUCUGCUCUACAAGGAUAGAGCCGUCCACCAGCUCCGCAUCCUUAGGGUGGAAGAAGGGGAUGCAGGACUAUAUUCCUGCAAAACCAAAGAAGCAGAAAGCUGCGCCACCCUUACUGUAAAAGGGCUACCUGCAUUCUUCCGCAAGGAAUUAGACAACCAGAAGGCAAUUGAGGGAGAUAGCAUCACCUUGCGCUGUGAGCUCUCUAAGCCGGUUGUAAGUGUAGAGUGGAGAAAGGGUGGAGUGGUGCUCCUAUCCAAGACUGAAGUCUUCAUAGUUUUGGGUAUAAAGAACACAGAUGUUUUUGUGGGCGAACAGACAAUUUUCUCCUGCCAGCUCUCUCACCGUGCCAAAGGCAGAGUUCAGUGGUGGCUAGAUGGCACUCGUUUGGAGAACAGUACCUUCAGUGAAAUAAGUGAGGAUGAAGACCACCUCCACACCCUCACCUUAAGGAACCUUUCUCCCAGUGACUCAGGCACAGUCCUAUUCAAAACAGGUGGACUGAUGUCCUCCGCCAAGCUGUUAGUUAAAGAUCCCAAUGUGGAGGUGGUCAGUGCCAUGGAAGACCAACAUGUAGCAGAGAACCAGCCUGCAGAGUUCAUCUGUCAGUAUUCCAGGCCAGUCAAGGCUGUAUGGGUGGUCACAGGCUGUGUGGAGCUCCAGGAUAGGGGGACGUACUCUUGUGAGGCAGAAGGAACCUCUGUUGUGGCGCACCUAAGGGUGCAAGUGAAACCCAUUGAUAUUCUCCAAGAGCUGAGUAACGUAGAAACCAUUAAUGGUGGGGAAGCCCUUUUUGAAUGCUCCUUGUCUCGUCCUGAAACUAAAGAAUGCCGCUGGCUAAUCGAUGGCAAGCCUCUGAAGGAGUCUGCAAAUGUGGAGAUAGUUUCCUUUGAGAGUGGCCGGCGGCAUCUUCUGCUUUUAAAGGACUUGCAUCCUUGUGAAAACACAAAGGUUACGUUCCAAGCUGGUACAGCAUCAACUACUGCCCUUCUUUCUGUCAAAGCCUGGCAACUGGAAGUGGUUAAGCCUUUAGAAGAUAAGACAGCUAUUGCAGGAGAGCAAGUGGAGUUCACCUGCAUUUUGAAUGAAGCUGUGCCAGAAAGUGAGGUGACAUGGUAUGCCAACGGUGUUGAACUUCAACGAGAUGACCACUGGGUCAUAAGAACCAGUGGCUCUUCAUACAGCCUCAUUUUGAAGAAAGCCAAAGCUCAGCCUACACAGGAAAUCACUUUUGCAGCUCGGGAUACCUUAUCAAUGGCCAAACUCAUGACAAUUACUGUGCCAGAUCCCCCGGAAGACCCAGAGCUGGUCAGUAAAGGAACAAUGUUUGUCACCCUGUCUUGGUUCACUCCCCUCAAUGAUGGGGGAAGCCCAAUCCUGGGUUACCGUGUGGAAAUGCGUCUACUGGAUAGUGUCCUCUGGCUGCCAUGCCACACAGAACCAGUGUGCAGUACUGAGAUUUUGGUGGAGAACCUCAUCCCUGGGGCAGGUUACAGGUUCCGAGUGGCAGCCAUUAACAGAGCUGGCAUUGGAGAGCCUGUCCAGCUCCCACAAACCGUAAUGCUCGAUGCACCAGUGACCAUGACCAAAACAUUACGUUGCUCUGAGCUCAAAAAAGGAAAGAUGGUGCGUUUGGAAUGUGAGCUUUCUGCCGAGAGUAAAUCAGUCACAUGGCUGAAGGACAAUAGAGAGAUAGAGAUUGGGGUCAAGUACCAAGUAGUUACAGAUGGCAAGAGCCAAGUUUUGCUCAUAAAGGAUUUCCAGUCUACAGACCAAGGUGUCUAUUCUUGUGUAGCCUCAGAGGAGGCAAAGACCUCCGUAAGCCUCAACCUUGAAGGAGAUGACACAACACUUUCUCAGGACAUGGGCAGCCAGCCCAAACUGCCUCCUGAGGCUGCCUCUGAAGGAGAUUUACAUGCUCUGUGGGAGGCAGUGGCCAAGAAGCGAAGAAUGAGCCGGGAGCCUACAUUAGAUUCAAUCUCAGAGUUGCCAGAAGAAGAUGGAAAAGAAAAGGCGCAAAGGGCAGAGGGCAAAGUACCUGAAAAAGAAAUUAAAGGUAAAGAGAGACCUGAUGAGCCAGCUUCUAAAAUCAGAGCAGAGCCUAAUCUAUACAACAGUUCUGAUGAAGAAUCUCUCAGUGGGACAAGUCUGGUGUCUUACCUUAAGAAAUGUAGCAAGUCCUCCCUAACUGUGGAAAGUCAGGCUGAGACCAUCGCCACGAAGAAGCUGUUUGACCAUUUUCAGAUGACUGAACAUUCAGUUUCAAAGACAGCUGUGGAGCCUCUUAUGGAGGCUAACAAAGGGGAUGACAUGCUGGAGGCUGCUGUCAAGAUUCAGGCAGCCUUCAAAGGUUAUAAGGCCAGGAAGGAUAUGCGACCAGUCUUCAAAGAAGUAUUCAAGGAUCAGACUAAGGAACCCAAUGGGACAAUUCAUCUGGAGUGCAUUGUGGAAGGAAAGCCAGAGAAGGUUUGCUGGCUGAAGGAUGGUGAAUCAUUAACAGAUGGCAAGCACCACCAUAUAGACAUCUACAAUGAUGGCACCUGCUCUCUUGUGGUGACUGCUGCCACAACCAAAGAUACGGGUGUCUAUACUUGUGAGGUCACCAAUAAGUUUGGCGUUACCACCCAUAGUGGGAAAGUCACUGUAGGGUCACAGCGAGAAUCUUCUGGAAGACGACCUCUUACUCUGGGUUACAGUGCAGAUAGUGAAGCUGAGAGUUCCUCGGGAAGUGAGUUGGAUGAGUCCCUGCGACAGGCGAGCAAGAGAUUACGACGACUCCUGCGUACUCGCCUUCCUCCAGAUCUACAGGAGGAACCUUUUAUGAGUGCCGAUGAAGGUGAUUUACCACCACCAAAUUUACAGUCAUACCGUGAAGAAGAUCUUUAUAUCUACAUCCGCUUUGAUGACCAUGCUGAAGCCCAAUUGGCUUCCCAGCGCUUCCAGGAAAUGUUUACCCAUCAAGGAGUACCCAUCGAAACUGCCAUCAUAGAAACAGGUGCUAAGGUAGAACUACGUAUCACGAAGAUGGGCUUCUCCCAAGACGGCUCCCAAACCCUAACUCAGAACAGACUGAUGCCCGCUUUCCUGACAGGAGUCCCUGCGGCUCCUGUCUUCCUGAUGGAGCUCCGUAGCCAGGACGUUCCUGACGGAUUUCCUGUCAGCUUUGACUGUGUGAUCAUCGGCACGCCCCAUCCUACUGUGCGUUGGUUCAAGGAUGGGAAGCUGCUGGAGGAGAAUGACCACUACAUGAUCAAUGAAGACCUAGAGGGUCGUCACCAGCUGAUCAUUACAGCUGUGCUCCCUACAGAUAUGGGGGUGUACCGAUGCAUGGCUGAAAAUGACAGUGGCAUCACCUCGAGCAAGGCUGAGCUGAGGGUGGACAUGUCAUGUAGCUCAGACUAUGAUACAGCAGCUGAUGCCACAGAGACAUCCUCCUAUGUCAGUGCUAAAGGCUAUGCAUCUAGCUCAGAGCUCAGGGACACAGAGGCCUUUGAAUCAGUGGCUGAGGACGAACAGCUUCCUCAGGUUGUGAAUGAGUUACAUGAUCUUUUCCUUAGUCCUGGAGCACCCAUUGCCAAGAUGAGUGUUAAGGUCAAAGGAUUUCCCUCACCGAGGGUUUACUGGUUCAAAGAUGGGACUCCACUUCAAGCCUCCAGUAGACUUUUAUUGACGACCGAGCGAGAUAAGCACAGUCUUGAGAUUUUGGAUGUGAACCGUGAAGAUACCGGAGAGUACUCAGCAUUCAUUAGCAACAUUGCUGGCUCCGCCUACUCUUCAGCACGAUUGAAUGUAUUGGGUCCAGGAGAGUGCCCAUUUCCUGAGCAGGGAAGAAUGAGAGAUUCAAAGGUGCCACUUGUGCCACCACGCUUCCUGGAGAGGUUCAGCAACAGGAGCGUGAAACAGGGAGCAAGUAUAACGCUGUCAGUCAAAGUGGAAGGUUCCCCAGCCCCAUCUGUGAACUGGUUAAAGGAGGUGUCAGAUAAGGAUGUUUUGUGGAUCAAGGCAGACACACCAGGCUAUAAGGUGGCCAGCUCUGGCCGUCAGCAUAGUCUAAUUCUCAUGGAAGUGGGAAAAGAACAUAGUGGCAUGUACACCUGUAUCACCACUAACCGUGCUGGACAGUCAGUCAACACAGCCCGACUGGACGUGGAGUCUGCACCAGAACAAAAGGGGAAAAUUGGGCCAGAUGUUCUUGGCAUUACUAUCAGCCCACCGGAGGAAGAGGGCAAAGGAGAGGUCAAACUACCUUACUUGGGUGAAGUGGGUACAGACGAAUUCUUACAAAAGCUCACAACUCAAAUCACGGAAAUGGUAUCUGCGAAGAUCACUCAAGCUUCAUUACGUGUCCCCGGAGCUGACAGUGAUGAUGAAACAAAAACACCAUCACCAUCUCCGUAUCAUGGCAGAUCACGCCCCCCGUCUCUAAUCGUCGACUCAUCAUCCGAGUCUGAUGAAGGAGAUGCCAGAGGAGAGUUAAUGAUGCGGCAUGAGUUCUCAAUGGACCAUCUUAAUGCACCUUUGCAGAUGUUUGAUAUCUACGUCGUGAUGGCUGACUACAACCCCAUGGGUGUCAGUAAAGAGACCAUCGCUUUGAAAGAGGGCCAGUAUGUUGAAGUUCUGGAUUCAGCCCACCCACUUAAAUGGCUGGUCCGCACCAAGCCCACCAAAUCCACACCAUCUCGCCAGGGAUGGGUCUCACCUGCAUAUCUCGACAAGAGGCUUAAGCUGUCUGCAGAUGCAGCAGAUCUCCCAGAAUCCACCAGAGAGGAAGUCACUGAGACAGAGUACAAGAAGAAGCUCUGUCAACUUGUCCAGGAGCUGAUCAGCACAGAGUCUAAGUUUCUGAAGGAGAUUGAGUUCUUCACAUCACAUCAUCUGAAGCGUGUGGAUGAGGAGAGCACACCGCCUGAUAUUGCUAGCCACAAGGAAGCAAUCUUUCGUAACAUCGAUGAUUUGAAAUCUUUCCACAGCAGCUCUCUGCUGCCUGGUCUGCAUGAGUGUGAUACGGAUGAUGACGUUGCCAUGCAUUUCCUGAGGAAUUCUGAGGGUUUCGAGAAAUAUCUGCAGUACCUCAUUAGACAGGCCCAAGCUGAGUCAGCCAUCAGUGAGAAGGCAGUGCACCAAUACUUCAAGGAAUAUACAGUAUCUGAGUUGGCAAAAGUUGAUCCCUCAGAAGGUCUUGUGCUGAGUAUUAACGCUUAUCUUCAAAGACCACUGGAGAGAAUCCAAAAAUACAGGGCAUUACUGAAGGACAUGAUCCGCAACAAAGCGAAAAAUGGUCAGAACUGCUGUUUGUUGGAGCAGGCCUAUGCCAUGGUGUCGUCCCUCUCCCAGCGCUCAGAGAACACACACCACGUGUCUCUCAUUGAGAACUACCCCGCCAAUCUGGAGGCACUGGGAGAACCUAUUAGACAGGGCCCUUUCACUGUUUGGGAAGGUGCUCCUGGGGUUCGAACCUCUUCCAGGGGUCACCAUCGCCAUGUUUUCCUCUUUAAAAAUCAUGUGGUCAUCUGCAAGCAGAAGAGGGACACAAAUACAGAUAGCCAAGCAUAUGUCUUCAAGAAUAUGAUGAAGCUCACAAACAUUGAUGUAAAUGAGACCGUUGAGGGAGACGAGAGAGCGUUUGAGAUCUGGCAUGAACGUGAGGACUCUGUGAGAAAAUACACACUGCAGGCGCGGACUGUUAUCAUUAAGAAUUCAUGGCUCCAAGACCUUCGUGAACUUCAGCAACGCUUCAGCAUGCCUGCAUGGAACCCUCCCGAUUUUGACACAGUAUUAACAGAUUGCACAGCAGAGCUCGGACAGACAAUUAAACUCGCCUGUAGGGUCACUGGAGCACCCAAACCUCAGGUCACCUGGUACAAAGACGGACGCGGCGUAGAAGCGGAUCCUCAUCAUAUCAUUAUUGAGGACCCAGACGGCUCCUGCACGCUCAUUUUGGACAACAUGACUGCCGAUGACUCUGGCCAGUACAUGUGCUUUGCCACCAGCUCUGCGGGCAACGCUAGCACACUGGGCAAAGUCACUGUGCAGGUGCCUCCACGCUUUGUGAAUAAGUUCCGGAACGCCACCCUGUUUCCAGGAGAGGACGCUCAGUUCACUUGCACCAUUCAAAGCGCACCAAGUCCCAAGAUCAGAUGGUUUAAGGAUGGUAAACUACUGACAGACCAAGAGAAGUAUCAGACAUACAGUGAAUCACGCAGUGGAGUGCUGGUUCUAGUUAUCAAGAACCCUGGAGAAAGAGACCUGGGGCAGUAUGAUUGUGAGCUGUCGAACCGUCUGGGCAGUGCCAGGUGUGCCGCACAGCUGAUCACUCCUGCUGUGGCAGUGGCAGGAGAACGGAGAGCAGAUCAGGCCAUCUCCAUAGAAGAUUGA
This is a messenger RNA of Myxocyprinus asiaticus (Chinese sucker), 17610 nucleotides long. Its product is annotated as obscurin-like. Gene Ontology annotation, molecular function: protein binding; guanyl-nucleotide exchange factor activity. The record is from RefSeq and is a predicted model, not a curated record. NCBI's taxonomy places the organism in Eukaryota, Metazoa, Chordata, Actinopteri, Cypriniformes, Catostomidae. Bases 1 to 17610 code for a protein of 5869 amino acids. The transcript has 77 exons.